This is a messenger RNA of Blepharisma stoltei, 1056 nucleotides long. The record is from the annotation of a GenBank genome assembly. Lineage: Eukaryota; Ciliophora; Heterotrichea; Heterotrichida; Blepharismidae.
AUGGAUUCUAAAUCUAGCAAUAGCGAUGCUGCGGCUAUCAUGAUUGAGCAAAACAACACCUUCUUUCUGAAGUUUAAUCGACCAAACCAAAUGAAUGCUUGCAAUCUCGAGCUAUCGCAUGCCAUCCAAAGCACUGUUCUCAGAGCUCUUGCUGAAAAGAAAAACAUAGUAUUCUAUGGGGAAGGCCGAGCAUUCUGUGCAGGAGGGGAUAUUUUAGGAAUAUUGCAAGGGGAGAUAACGCCACAAGAGAUUUUUGGGGCUGAAGUCAAGACAUUUUAUAUGCUAUCCACAAUUCAAACACAUACUGUAGCCAUGAUGGAUGGGAUCACGAUGGGAGCUGGAGCUGGUCUUGCUUGGGCCUGUUCAAUCAGAGUUACAACUCCAAAAACAACGUGGGCUAUGCCAGAAUGCUCAAUAGGUUUCUGUCCUGACGCCGGAGCCUCAUAUUUAUUAAACAGAAUCCGCUUUCCUGAGCUUGGUUUAUACUUACAGUUAACAGGAGAAAGAAUUAAUGGUACUGAUUGUUAUCUCUUUGGGUUUUCACAUUAUUACAUUGAAGCUGAUAUGGAGACUGUCCGCAAAGAGAUAUUUGAAGGCGGAGACAUUAUAGCAGUAUUAGAAAAAUAUCACACUCAGCCAAACACAAAUAAAUCAACUAUUUUACCGGUAUUAAGAGAGUUGCGAGAGUGCUUUAAUACCAGUUAUAGUCUUGAAUUCAUCAUGCAUAAACUCAGAGAAAAAGGAACUGCGUGGAGCUUAAGGAUCUUGGAAAAACUUAACUCCCUGUGCCCAUUGUCGCUUAGAGUAGCCCAUGAAAGUUUCAGAAGAGGAAGACACAUUUCAUAUGCCCAAAGCCUGAUCAUGGAAUAUAACCUAGCUAUACAAAUGCUUGGGUACCGGCCAGAGAACUUUAAGGUAGCUGUGGAGCAUAAAAUGGUCAACAAGGGCAAGGGAAGAGCAAAUUGGGUUCCAUCCUCACUUGCUGAAAUUGGAGAGUCUACUAUUAUUCCUUAUUUUGCGAAUGAAGAAGGAAGACUAGAAGUACCAAAACUUUAG